GGUAGAUGAUCCCUACAUGUAGAUAGACCCUUGACAGCUUGUGCUGCAGUCAGCGAGGUCAUUGUUCCCCUCUCGUUCUUGAUCUCGCUUCACCUCAGCAAUUCCCUUAUAAUACUCCUCUGUACAUUACAUCUUUGGUUAUUGCUUUCGACAAUUCCUUUGGCGCAGUAGCCAGCUCCUUACCUGUAGCUACCUACUCCUAGCUCGACCUAUGUGGUUGCUGCUCUGCCUGGAUUCCCAAAUCAAUUAAUUGACGUUACAUUUCCAUCCAACCACGUGCAGCCGAAUCUAGACACAUCCAUUAUCACUACCACUUUGUCAAGUGAAAAUGGCUUCCGAUCCCAAGAUACCCCCCUUUGAGGCCGACUCUUUGGAUAAGAUUGCUCAGUAUGCUGCCGAUGCCCGGGCGACCUUCGCGUCGCAAAAGACGAAGGACAUCGAAUGGCGUCUCGUGCAAUUGAGGAAGCUGUACUGGGGUAUCACCGAUUACACCCCGCAUCUGAUUGCUGCCCUGAAGCAGGACAUCGGCAAGCCAUCCUUGGAAGCUCUUGUCGGCGAGGUAUCAUAUACUAUCGGUGAUCUCCAACACAUCAUGAAGAAACUGAAGACCUGGGCCAAAGACGACACCAACUUGGACUUCCCAUUGACCUACGCGCCUCUGAGGCCGCGUAUCCGAAAGGAGCCUCUAGGCGCAGUGCUCAUCAUCGGCGCCUACAACUACCCCUUCAUGCUCAGUAUGUGCCCUCUUAUCGGUGCCAUUAGUGCGGGAUGCACUGCCAUCCUCAAACCUUCCGAGAGCUCACCCGCAACCGCCAUGGUCCUGAAGGAGAUCGUCGGGAAGUAUCUCGACCCGAACGCUUUCCGCGUGGUAAACGGCGCCAUUCCCGAGACACAGGCCCUCCUAAACGAGAAGUGGGGAAAGAUCAUGUAUACGGGCAAUUCUAAUGUCGCGAGGAUCAUUUCCAAGAAGGCAGCUGAAACUCUAACCCCCGUAACCCUCGAACUAGGCGGCAGAAACCCUGCCUUUGUUUCCAAAGCUUCUAACCUGCCUUUGGCGGCACGCCGGCUUCUUUGGGGCAAGUCCCACAAUGCAGGCCAGGUCUGCAUGUCUCAAAACUACGUCUGUGUGCAACGCGAAGUAGUGGAUGAGUUCAUCAAGUGCCUUAACGCCGCAUGCAAAGACUUCUUCCCACAGGGCGCCAAAAACAGUCCUGAUUAUGGACGCAUCGUCAACGAGAGAACGUUUGAUCGUAUAAAGGGCAUGUUGGACAAGACAAAUGGCAAGAUCGUCAUGGGCGGAGAGACAGAUAGGUCUAAUCUAUACAUCGCCCCUACCGUCGUGCUUGUUGAUUCCAUCGGCGACCCGAUGAUGGUGGACGAAUCGUUCGGUCCCAUCUGGUCUAUUUAUCCCGUCGACGAUGUAACUGAAGCCAUCAGAGUCAUGAAUGAGGUGGACCCUACCCCCUUAUCUCUCAUGACCUUCGGUUCAAAAGCCGAAAAUGAAAAAGUUCUUAGCAAUGUCACGUCAGGCGGAGCAAGUAUGAACGACUCUUACAUGCAUGGGUGCGUGUAUACUCUUCCCUUCGGUGGUGUUGGCGAGUCUGGCACAGGCGCAUACCACGGGCGUGCAUCCUUCGACUGCUUCACGCACCGACGCACCGUGGUAGCGACACCCGGCUGGAUGGACAAGCUGUUGCGUGUGCGCUACGCGCCGUACUUACAGUCGGAGCUGAAACAGUACCUCUGGAUGCACAGCCAGAAGCCCGACUUUGACCGCAACGGCAAGAAGAUCACGGGGGUGGGCUACUGGAUCUGGAUGCUCUUCGGGCUCGGGGGCCCCACGGUCAAAAGCGCGCUACUUCGAUGGCUUGCCGUCCUCGCUGCUGGGUACGCCUACCAAACCCAGUUCCAUCGCCUCUCGAAAUUCCUCGCGUAAUCUGGUAGCAUCGCUUUGUACUGUCUGACUAUGGCUGCAAAACCUCGCUCGGAAUAGGUGAAGCCUGGGCAUAUGGAUUGUAAAGCUGGCAUGUCCUCAGAAGACUCGUGAAAGUCAAUGAGAGCCUAAUAUAUACCCAAUUUCAUUUUCCAAUUCGCGUCAAUUGUGAAUUGUUUUUAGAUAAUCAUGCUUAACUAGCUGAUGUGUUGAUUUGAUGAAGGUCCGGACGCCAGGCUAUGAGAUUUCCACUGCGUUUUACUACUUCUCGUGGCUCUCACAUUAUAUAACAAGUUCAAGGCUUCGCUAGAUAGACUUGAGGGUGGUAUUUAACCUCGUAAACGCUAUAUUCUCUCACGCCGGCCCCCCUUUAUUUUCUCUCCAGCUUGUCUAGGUCCUUAGCUUCGAUAAUAUUAUCGUCUAACCAUCUAUUACUAAGCCUAUACUAGGUCCUAUCGUGAAUUUUUUUAUGUCUGGAUAAUCGUGACGGGGAAGGAAGUAAAUUGUUCAUACCAUCUUGG
Messenger RNA from Xylaria bambusicola, 2454 nucleotides. Its product is annotated as Aldehyde/histidinol dehydrogenase. Gene Ontology annotation, biological process: aldehyde metabolic process. Bases 329 to 1936 code for a protein of 535 amino acids. The record is from RefSeq and is a predicted model, not a curated record. The transcript has 2 exons. Gene Ontology annotation, molecular function: aldehyde dehydrogenase (NAD+) activity. Gene Ontology annotation, cellular component: cytoplasm. NCBI's taxonomy places the organism in Eukaryota, Fungi, Ascomycota, Sordariomycetes, Xylariales, Xylariaceae.